UAUUAAUCGCGGUUAUAUGAUUGCCGCCGGAAAGUGCCUUUUCACUGUCUUGUGAAUAGUAGGAGGGCACACUGCGAAUAAAACGUUCCGUACGCCAUAACCAUAUUCCUUUGAAGUUCACCUUUCUUUACACCUACGCGUGGGGGGAGCCGUUUAAGGCAACUCCGCACUUCACAAGACGACAUCUUUUAUUCACAGUCCUAGGGAGACUGCAAGGGCAACUUGCGCUGGAGGACGGCUUGACGACCAGCUAGAGAGUUACCAGGAGCGCACGGAGCGCAUUUCCCGUACCAGCAGAGGAGUCGCAGCCAGUGACAUAGCGGCGCAAGGAGCGCCAAACAAUGAGUACGGACGGAGUCGCAGCCAGCGACACGGAGACGCAGCCGGCGUCAGUUCAGGAGACGCAGCCAGCGUCAGGUUAGGAAGCGCAAGGAGCGCCAAGCACCAGCGGUCAGGAGGCGCAAGGAGCGCCGAGCAUCAGCGGCAGCAGCCAGACGGCACAGGUCCGCCAUUUUGGAGCGCUAGGGCAGCGCCAUAUUUAUUUGGAGAUGCAGCAUUCCCUCAGGACGAGUUCCCGGCUGAACGGAGGGGAAGCCACCCCUACAACAACGCAGCAGCCAGCGAGUAGUGCAGCAGAAAACCGGCCAGGGGUUAACAUAACCACGGCGGCGGCCAUUUCUCGCCCAGCCACUACAGCGACUACAGUAGCGUCCCAACCAAGGAGUACUGUAACAGCAGCUGAGAGCUCAGAGCCGGAGGUGGGCCAGCCACCCACGGCGUACCUUUUGGAUAGGAUCACGGCGUUGGAGAAUGAGCUGAAGCAGGUUAGAGCCAUGAACACAACGAGCACCGCCAAUUGCGCGCCAAUCGCAGUUGGCCCAAGCGCAAAUGGCGCUAACAGUGGAGCGUCGGAGCGGCCGCCAUCGUGGAGCGAACCGCCAUUGGCCGCCUCAUUAACCGCCACAUCGAACGGUGAGGCCCAAACUAACGGGGUCGGGCCGGUCCCAAAUAGCAGUUUCGCUGCGACCAGUGGGACCUACACGCUGCCGCCAUCUUGGAGUGGACCACCGUUACUAACGACUAGCAACCCACUGUGUGCUACACGUGCUGCGCAGACAGCGCAUGGAUUCGUGCUACCGGGCGGGAGCAUCCACAACGUGGCAACUGCAUCGCCAUUCGUGGGAUCUUACGCCUCGAUGACACCGAUUGGAACCCAAGGAGCGAAUGGGCCAAGGAGGCUCCCGGACUUAACUCCGCAACUCCGCACUUCACAAGGCGACAAAUAUAAAAAACUAAUAUUUAUUUAGAGUUAUCGAGUAGAAAAGAUAAUAAAAAAACUACUCGUAGUAGCAGAUUCUUUUAAUUUAUCGGCUAUCGGUUAUCGGAACGUAAGCACCGGAAAGUUAUAAUCGAUUACUCAUAUUUUUAUCAAAGAACUUAAAUAUUAAAUACAAGCUUUUAAAACUAA
Drosophila eugracilis is the source of this 1468-nucleotide messenger RNA. RefSeq lists its product as uncharacterized. The record is from RefSeq and is a predicted model, not a curated record. The coding region runs from base 549 to 1307 and encodes 252 amino acids. The transcript has 2 exons. Lineage: Eukaryota; Metazoa; Arthropoda; Insecta; Diptera; Drosophilidae.